AUGAAACGUCAUCUUACAGCAGAUCAUUUUUCUUGGGAUUUCUUUCUCGUGCAUCAUGCAUGGAGUCGAGUUCCCAAAAGAGACUACUCUUAUGGAGAGAGGGCAGAAAACAGAGAAGAUGUGGAAGAUGUGGAAGAUGUGGAUCGAGUAGUCCGUCGUAGUAGUCAAGUUUGGGCAAAACGGGAGCGGGGUAAUUUUGAAUCCCAAGUAAGUAAAGGAAUCUUGGGUGCUGCUGACCUGUGCUCUGUCUGUGCUUUGUACUCACCAUUACAUCAUAUCGAGACAUUCAUCCAUAAGAGGGUUCCUCAACUUUCUAAAAUAUGCAACAAAUACACUUUUCUUUAUUUUUGUAUCGGAAUUCGUACUCUCGUUCUUGGACCAAUAAGAUAUCAUAUCAUCGAGUUUCAAAAUAUCUGA
This is a messenger RNA of Botrytis fragariae, 417 nucleotides long. RefSeq lists its product as uncharacterized. The transcript has 2 exons. NCBI's taxonomy places the organism in Eukaryota, Fungi, Ascomycota, Leotiomycetes, Helotiales, Sclerotiniaceae. The record is from RefSeq and is a predicted model, not a curated record. Bases 1 to 417 code for a protein of 138 amino acids.